Molecule: messenger RNA, 771 nt
Organism: Penicillium brevicompactum
Lineage: Eukaryota; Fungi; Ascomycota; Eurotiomycetes; Eurotiales; Aspergillaceae
Exons: 2
Coding region: 1-771 (256 amino acids)
Source: RefSeq, a predicted model, not a curated record
AUGCUUCUCGUCAGCAUCCUGUGUGCUUUGCUAGGCAUAUCUGUGGCUGCUAAGCCUGUGGUUCAACGACACUUCAAUAGCACCGCAUGGACUUCAGACUAUGUUCUUCAACCCGAGGAGGUCAUUCUGUUUGGAGAAGGCCGUAUGGAGGUCGUCCAUGAAAGUGUCUAUCGCCAAAUUCUCAUCUCGCAGGGGCUUUCUCAUUCUGUGCUCGAGAUCAAUGACGUGUCUCUUGAAAGCCAGGCCGUUCGCCAAGAUACAUCCAAAAUUGAGCACCGCGACUCAUGUGACCUCACUACUGCGGUCAUCACUGAUACCACACAGAGUUUUGUCGAUUGGGAUGUUCAAAUGUCUCCUGUUGUGAUUGGCACUGGAAAUGGGAUUGAUGUAUCUGUCAGCUCCGGUUACAGUGUCAGCAAUGGGAUUAGCGUUAGCGCUGGCCUCGAUUUGUCUCUGGUGAAGGACAAGUUAGGAAGCUCAGUCGGCGUUGACUACACUCGCACUUGGACUACGCAGACCGUUGUGACUGUAAAGGCAACAGUCCCAGACGGUUACUCCGGUGCGAUGAUUACAAAGCCCAUCAAAACACGAAAAAAUGGUAGGGUCUUAAGGGGCUGUCUGGGGUCACAAACUCAAGAUGGUACGUUUUCCGCUGAUUCAUUCCAAGAUGGAUCCUACGCAGGGGUAAAGUGGGUAUCUGGGGCAAUUACAAUGUGUGCCAAGAAGGAGUUCCCUCUUUCCCGAUGCUCGGGCAAUGGGAACUUCAUUUGA